Messenger RNA from Rhineura floridana, 4023 nucleotides. RefSeq lists its product as uncharacterized. The transcript has 8 exons. Lineage: Eukaryota; Metazoa; Chordata; Lepidosauria; Squamata; Rhineuridae. The record is from RefSeq and is a predicted model, not a curated record. Bases 646 to 2256 code for a protein of 536 amino acids.
AGGUAGCUGAAGAAACAAAUGUUGUAGCUUCUCCAUUGUAGAUCUGGGCCUUGGGGAUCGUCUAAGUGUCCCCUGUCUUUUUACAACUCAUGAAGAUCAUAAAGUGAAAGCAGAGAUCAGAAACAUAAUUGGCCAGGAAUGCAGGAAAGAAAGAAAAACAUUCCAUGCUUUAAAACACACACACACACCAUAACAAACCUUGACAUUAUGCAAACACAUUGGCGUCUUAUUUUCUCAGGAGGGCACUUUCGAUACCUAAGGUAGUCCAAGCCCCUUCAAUCGUCUUGCCUUAUCAACCAAGGGAGAUGCAUUCCACAGGGCUGCUCCCUUUUUAUGUCACAGCUGGCUGCGUGCCUACUUGCAAUUCCACAGCCUGCAAAAGAACAGCUCUCUGGCUGCGGCUGCUGCUGCUGGAAUGAGAAAUCAUUCUCCCCUGAGUAAAGGCUCCUGUCUCCAUUGCUUCGGGACUGGCACAAGAAAGCAAAACACGUGUGUUUCUUUUCUCUCUCAUAAUUGCUGCGAGCCCAAAGAUGACAGACUGGGAUUGUCAAGUCCACUCCCACUGCUCUCUCCACUUCAUCCUCAGAGAACUUUGGAAUGCCAUCCCUCUGGCAGCAUGAAUCUUAAAGGCACCAGCAUCCAUCCAUGUCACUGAAGGACUUCAAUUCACGGGCCUGCGCUUCCAUCAGCCAGAUGCUUAGCCAAUCCAGGAUGUUUGGCUGGCACCAGUCAUUCACAAUCAGUACUCCAUGGAAGAAAGGCAAAAAAAGGACUCCACUAUCUGAUAGCAAGGUGGUUUUGACAAACAUGAAGAUAAUAAGCAAUGAAAAAAAUCAAAAUGAAGGACUAAGACAAGAUCCUCCUACAACCUCAGAUUCUUCAGCAAAAUCUGGACCUCCUGAAACAAGCACCCUUCUGGAGCAUCCAGCAAGCCCAGUCGUCAUAAGCAAUACUCCAGUGAAAACAGAGUAUCUUACUACACUCUCUGGCCUUAACACAUUAACACCAAAACAUCACAUUCCAAGAUUAGCCAAAUUUGAAUCAGAAGACUCUGGCGUGGAGUUGCCAAGUGGAGCCAACUCUCCAUCAACACCCAAGGGAUCUGAAAAAAGUUUUGUGCUCCACAGCAGAGAUUCUUCUUGUGACUCUGGAGUACUGAGUGCCUCUUCCUCUCCAGCAGCUGACCACGUAAUUACUAGAAUAGGUGAAAACACCACAGAUGCUUGUCUGUGCAUUUCAGAUUGCAAAAAGCCAGUGGAACACUAUGCAGGGCAGUCUUCUGUAGUUUGUUUGGAGGAUGACCCUGAUUGUCCAGAGGGAAAAAAUCCUGAACAGUCUUUUCUUGGUGGCCCUCAAGGAGAAUGUUUGGAAGAGAAAACCAGUGAAUCCCUCCUCCUCACUAAACCUGCAGAAGAGAAAAGGUCUAGUGAUGAUUACAAAAAAGAAAACUUAGACGAGAUGCUACUGCAGGGGCAUCCCCUAAGAAAAUAUCCCACAAGUGACAGCUUGGAUGAGUACAUGGAUGAAUGCUGUAGGCUGAGUAAGGUGAACCAAGGAAAUGCCAAGGGUCACAGCUCAGGCCUGGGUUAUUUGGAGCACAUCUGCCAACUUAUUGAAAAAAUUGGGCAGCUACAAGAGCACAAUCUGAGAUUACAGAAACAAGUGUGCAGCUUGCAGAAGGAGCAGAGAACGAAUCAGCUAACAGAGGAGUAUUUUCUACAGCACUGUUCCUGUGGAGCUGCCAGCAUUUUGUUCAGCUCAUACCAAGAGGUGAAGAAUUUUUUUCCUGGGAAGAGCCGACCACACAGCCUAUUGGUUCAGAAUGGAAACACGUCUGACCUCUCAAUCAUUCCAGAAAUGGGAGGAAGCAAUGAAAAAUCAAACAAAGGAAGAGAUGCUCACCUGGAUCCAGAAAAUAACCAGCUGAUAAUGGAGUUAAAGCUGUCAAAUAGAAAGAAAAGUGGAGAGAAUGAGUACAGGGAAGGGUGUAGUGUGACUGAUGGCCAAGCUUAUCUGCCAGUGGAAUCAGCCAUGAAAAAGGGUGAAAGUCAAGCCUGGGGAAGAAUGAGAGACCUCAUGAGGAAGAGUAGGGGAAGGAACCAGAGCAGGCUGGGAUUAUCAUCAGCUGCCUUGAAAAGAUCAUGUCCUCAGCUCUAUAGGCCAGAAACAAUGUGUUUGGAUCUGAGGAAAGUGGAGAGGAAUUCCAUGAUUGCUUUGGGAGAAAGCUCAAGGAACGAAAGCAUUUGGCCUUUCUGAGGGGCAGGAGAUAAGAGAAAAAGAUAUUUGAGCUCUGAAGGUUGUGAUGCUGAAACCUGUCAGGAUGGAAUGACGAUUCAUAACCCUGCAGGAUGAUUUGGUAAAAGGAGGCAAAGAAACUAUUUCUGAGAAGCCAGUCGCCUCCCAUGUAAUAUGUUUGUUCAUGAAUUUAAACCUAUAUAUAUAUCAAGGCAUUGUUGGCUACAGUAACCACGUUAAGUUACUUUCUGGGCAAUUCCAUAAGGGUGGCCUGUGUUAAUCUGCUGUACCAAAGUCAAACAAGGAAAACCACUAACAAAUGGAUUGCAGUUUACCUACUGUGGAUUAGAGCCAACUUUAUCAAGCUCAUGCACUGUGUAAACCUUGACUUGGUAUAUCAAUACAAACAUUCUGAACAAUUUAGCUGAUGACUGCCAGUUCUCUGAUAUUAACAUUUUCAGGCUUGUUCAUUUUUAGGAGCAAUGAAAGUGGGUUCUCUGUUAAUAGUACCUUCCCUAUGGCCUGACCUUGCCACAGUAACAUGACAGUAAUUCAGAAGGUGCUGAUAGGGAAAGGAAUCUUGCUAGGGAGUGCGGGCUGUUUUUUUCCUUUAAACAAAACUGUGCUAUGUUGUUGGGUUGAAAUUGAGUGAGGGAAAGUGACAUGAAAACGUUGUGAAGUGGCAGGCACUAUCAAAGGAGAAGAUGGGACUUUGCUUGAGAUCUCCAGUAACCUUUUUUAAAAAAGGACUACAUGAGACAUAAUACUUAUGCACUACAGUGGAGAAGUAUCAUGGAAAGUUAUUCUUAAGGCCAAAAUCUGCAUAGGUAUUGUGUCUUUUGACAUCAGUUUGAUGUCAAAAGCACUAUCCAAUUGGUGACCACGAUAGUUAACAAAAUCGUGCUAUGUGCAAGAGAUCAUUAGCACUGAGAGUUCCAGCGAGUGGAGAGAAUAACUUUUCACCAGUUGCCACCAUGGGUGGAACUGUGCUUUCAACAAUGGUAGUACAAUCUGGAGUGACUCAGAUUGCAUGUCAGUGAAAUUGUAUAGAGUAUCACAACUGUAAAAAUACUCUAAAAUGGUAAAACAGUCUUUAAACUUUAUAUGAACAAUUUUUAUAAAAUGAACUAACCUCUUUUAUAUUGUAUGAAAGAUAAUACAUUUUCAUAAAUAUUUAAAUAAAAUUAAAGAUAGCAUAUAUUUAUCAAUAAGGGCCAAACUAGACAUGACUUUGUUCAGUCAAGUAGAAUUUUCUGUUCUUUUUAUAAAGUGAAUAGAAACUGCAGGGAAGGACGACAUCACUGGUAGAUGGGUUUAAUCCUUUCCCCCUGUUCUGUUUUCCUGAUUAAAAACUCUUCUCCCCUCACCCACUGCCAUUUGUUCCAAUAAUAUUAUAGAUGGAUAUUAUUCUGUAUGCAAAACAUACAGAUGUUAGAUGUUAUCUGUAGGGUAAAUAAACAGUAGCUGCUGGGGAGAUUUAAUUGGGAAAACAGAAGGGAGGAUGGGUGAGCCACUUCCUCCACAGUUCUGAUGCAAAUCCAUUUGCAACCAUUAACACUUGAAAAUCCUAUUUACAGCUCUCCCAUAUUGUGUCCUCAGAUGCUUUACAUUAUAAGCACAGGAUGCUUAAAGAAAACACCAAUAUGGAUAAGAUGUUUCUUAUGUCCUUUCUUUUUAAGUGUGUGUAGUACUGUGAAAAAAGUGUGUAGCGUUUAUUCUACCCCCUGUAUGUAAUAUUUUACAGAAAUCAGUGAAAGUUUUCCCACACAGAUUGACACUGGCUGCACU